AGGGAUGUCAGUAUCACCCAUGUCGCCAUUAAGAGAGUAUCACCGAACUGUUAGUCGUUUUUCGAGUGUCAAUAUGAUAGCAUAACGUUUUAAACGGCCCUGCGCCUCGGCGCCACAAACCUGCAAUCAUGGCGACCUCACGCAACUCUACCACGCUUAGCCCUACCGGCACAACCACCUCCAUCCAAGAAGCCCUUCUGACACUUGUUCCUCCAGAAGUUAAUUCUUCCCCACAUGAACAUGAUCGACUUGGACAAGCUGAUGGAGCCCUUGCAAGGGCCAGACCUGGCUCUUGCCAGGCUUGAUUUGCCUUCAUGGCUGCUUGGUGACGAAGAUCCUCAACUGGGUUUUUGCCAUGGGGCCAAAGAGAUGCAUUCCCUCACCUCUGGGAGCAAUGGACAUGCCUCUCCUCCAUUCAUCACUUCAGACAUUUCGGACUUGGACAUCUACGACCAAAUUGACUGGAACGAACCCUCCAGUUUAGAAGAAUGCUUCCCUCAUGACCUGAAGCAGCAGCUGCAAACUUUAUCCUCCUGUGACAACUGGGAGUCCAGCACACCCCCGCCCCUUGCAGCUUAUGGAGAACAUGGUGCUGGUGUUGAUGAUCGUGCUCUUACUGGUGUGGAAGUUGCUCCAGAAUCACCGCUUAUUUUGGAUGAUGCUGCUACUCCGGAAGUGUUGCUGCAAUGGUCUGGCGGGAUACCUGCUUUUGUGACGCCCGAAGAAGAUACCACUACUUCUGGAAUUGGUACAUCAGCAACAGUGAUCUCGGUUCCCAUCAGCGAUGCCCUCACCCCUAGCGUACCAGAAGUGAAGAGCGCUCGUCAGCAUGAGGCGGCUCCCAUGUUCAUUGUUAGGACUGUGCCAUCGACCGCCUUCAGUCCGGCACCUCAGAAAAUUGUCAUCAAUUUGAAGAGAGUUUCGAUGGUUCCUAAAACCUCUAAUCCUUGCCAAGAGACAAGUAACGAUGUAGUUAGCAAACAACCUACCACUGCGUCGCGCACUCUAAAGAAUAUUUUUUGCAGCAGCACAGCGGACGAUGAACUUUUGCAAUAUUUCACGCCAUCAGAUAGCCCGCAUCCUUCUGAGCAGAGCCAUACCGCAGACGAGCAGACUUACGUCACCAAUGAGCAGACCUGCGUCAUCGACGAGCAGACCAACAUCACUGAUGAGAUGAUUUGCAUAGGAGAUUCAGGUGAUGAGACGGACUCUGUCGACUACGAACAGAUAUCGCUGUUGUCUCCAAGUGACCAGUCUGUGGAUGCUGAGAUGACGUACGAGGAGCUCACAGAAGACAGUGGCAUCUUCUUGUUGUCUCCCGAAUCCAGAGGAAGCGAAUCGUUUUCGUCUCCUCCUCGCUUCGGGAACAACCAAUUCCUGUUCUCGCCUCACUCCAGCAAUGAAGUAAUGUCGCACUCAAGCAUUACCGCAAAGCCAGUGUCGUCGUCGGUCCGGAAACCGCGUGCCUCACCGUACUCGCCUCUGGAGAAGAAACUGCGCAAGAAAGAACAGAACAAACGAGCCGCGUUGCGCUAUCGUCAGAAGAAAAAAGAUGAGGAGGACACCAUUCUCAUGAUGCUGCAGAGGGAGGAGGACAGACAGAAGGACCUCACUGAGAAAUAUGAUGCGCUGCAAAUGGAAGUGCGGCUCAUGAAGAAAUUAAUGAGGGAAGUUUUUGCUAAAAAGAUUGGCAUGAAAUCCACUAAGAAAGUUUUUUCCUCGUAGAUUGGCAUAAAAUAUUAUGAAAAAAUUGUACCUAACAAAAUAUUUGGUUUUAAAUCAACUAAUAAUCGAGGAAAGAUUUUCCGAAGAUCUUAUAUAUCCAGUUCUGAAGGAAUGCAUGUCUUUGGCCCGAGUUCGGCCUUUCGUUUUUGUUUUCUUGUCCACGCACUAUUUUUCUUAAGGAAGGCUGCAGGAGGAGCUUGGACCAGGAGCCACGCAGCCAUGAUGGCCUCGAGCCGGAACAAUAUUUUGCGUGCUAACCCGUGCCUCUUGUCGCUACAGGUUCUGCUCGUUUAAGCAAGCUCGUUGCAGACUUGAUGGAUGCACGAAAUAAUGAAUUGGAGGUGUACGUAGCACGUUCCUGACGUCAAAAUUACUUGCGCUAACGUAGCAUCGUCAGGUGAAUGAAUUAGUGUCGUAACUUCAUCGCAAUAAUCUCAAUUCAGCGUUCAGUGUUACCCGGGCACCGCCAUUUGUAAUCGAAUUUACGAUCCGUAUAAUUCUUUUCACCUUGCCCAAGAUUCUAAAUCAAAGCUGCAUAUUAUCAUUCAUUAUUGCCGUGCAUUUGAGUGCAGCGCCUGAAGCUUCGGGAGGCACGCGCGUCCUGACCAGCGCCUCCUCGCCACGCUAGUGUAAGAUAAGCAAUGUAUUAGUUUGUUUAGUAAUCUCAUACGUUGGAGUUUGAAGGUCUAUUUCGUAGUUCUUUUUAUACUAAUUCACUGAAGAUUUCAUUAAAACUUUUAGUUUGCCUGGGAUUAGUUCUGUCAUUCUCAUAGUUUGGCUCUGCUGGUGUAUAUUUCUUAAGGACUCACGUCCAGUGUGUCUUGUCUAUAUUUGAGUGAAAGACACCUCAAUAAAAUCCCAUCACUA
Molecule: messenger RNA, 2592 nt
Organism: Hyalella azteca
Lineage: Eukaryota; Metazoa; Arthropoda; Malacostraca; Amphipoda; Hyalellidae
Gene: crc
Exons: 3
Coding region: 235-1725 (496 amino acids)
Biological process (GO): regulation of transcription by RNA polymerase II
Cellular component (GO): nucleus
Molecular function (GO): RNA polymerase II transcription regulatory region sequence-specific DNA binding; DNA-binding transcription activator activity, RNA polymerase II-specific
Source: RefSeq, a predicted model, not a curated record